GAGAGAGCAGACUAAUUAAUCGGAACCAGAAGCGCGCCAAGACCACCAAAAACCUAAAUUCGCACGAUGCCAGAGCUGCCGGAGGUAGAGGCGGCGAGGAGAGCGAUAGAGGAUAACUGUCUCGGAAAGAAGAUCAACCGAGUCCUCAUCGCCGACGACAACAAAGUGAUCGAUGGAAUCUCGCCUUCCGAUUUCCAGAACUCAAUCCUCGGGAAAACCAUCGUCUCUGCUCGUAGGAAGGGCAAAAACCUCUGGCUCGAGUUGGAUUCUCCGCCGUUCCCUUCUUUCCAAUUCGGUAUGGCUGGUGCUAUCUACAUCAAAGGCGUUGCAGUUACUAAAUAUAAAAGGUCUGCUGUUAAGGAUUCAGAGGAGUGGCCAUCUAAGUACUCAAAGUUCUUUGUUGAGCUUGAUGAUGGUUUGGAGCUUUCAUUUACUGACAAGCGGAGAUUUGCCAAAGUUCGGCUUUUGGAAAAUCCGGUUUCUGUGCGUCCAAUAUCAGAGCUUGGUCCUGAUGCAUUGUUGGAGCCUAUUACAGUUGAUGAAUUUGCCAAAAGCUUAGCUAAGAAGAAGAUAACCAUCAAACCUCUCCUACUUGAUCAGGGUUUCAUUUCAGGUAUUGGGAACUGGAUUGCCGAUGAAGUGCUGUACCAAGCAAGAAUCCACCCAUUGCAGACUGCUUCUAGCCUCUCCAAAGAGCAAUGUGAAGCCUUGCACACAUCCAUCAAAGAGGUGAUAGAAAAAGCUGUGGAAGUUGAUGCAGAGAGUAGUCAGUUUCCUAGUAACUGGAUUUUUCAUGCUAGGGAAGAGAAGCCAGGAAAAGCUUUUGUUGAUGGGAAGAAGAUUGAUUUCAUCACUGCUGGUGGAAGGACAACAGCUUAUGUCCCAGAGCUGCAGAAACUCUCUGGGAAAGAUGCGGAGAAAGCAGCGAAGGCUAAACCGGCUAAAAGGGGUGCAAAAUCAAAAGAAGACGAUGAAGAAGAAGAAUUGGAGAAAGAAGAUGAUAGUGAUAAACAGAAGAAUCAAAAACCUAAAGGUCGUGGUAAGAAGCCUGCACUGAAAAGAAAAACAAAAGAUAGUGAGGAUGAGGACGAUGAUGCUGAUUGUGAAGAAGAUGAUAGUGACGCUGAAGAGGAAGUUGUGAAACCCAGAGGCCGUGGUACGAAGGCUGCGAUUAAGAAGAAACCUGAAGAGAAAGCUGGUAACAAGAAGCCGAAGGGAAGGAGAAGUUAAUAAGCCACUGACUCGAAGAUGUUUAUUUUUUUUCUGUAAGGAUCUUAUAUUACUUUGCUUCCAUGUUUGCGACGAUGUACAACUACUAGUACUAGUUAUAUUAGGUGCACUAA
Brassica oleracea var. oleracea is the source of this 1343-nucleotide messenger RNA. RefSeq names its product formamidopyrimidine-DNA glycosylase. Gene Ontology annotation, biological process: base-excision repair. Gene Ontology annotation, cellular component: nucleus. The transcript is spliced from 10 exons. Lineage: Eukaryota; Viridiplantae; Streptophyta; Magnoliopsida; Brassicales; Brassicaceae. The coding region runs from base 67 to 1230 and encodes 387 amino acids. The record is from RefSeq and is a predicted model, not a curated record. Gene Ontology annotation, molecular function: zinc ion binding; oxidized purine nucleobase lesion DNA N-glycosylase activity; DNA-(apurinic or apyrimidinic site) endonuclease activity.